Lepidothrix coronata (blue-crowned manakin) is the source of this 2330-nucleotide messenger RNA. RefSeq names its product zinc finger protein OZF-like. NCBI's taxonomy places the organism in Eukaryota, Metazoa, Chordata, Aves, Passeriformes, Pipridae. The transcript has a single exon. The annotation marks the transcript as partial. The record is from RefSeq and is a predicted model, not a curated record. Gene Ontology annotation, biological process: regulation of cytokine production; negative regulation of transcription by RNA polymerase II; regulation of immune system process.
AAAUCCCCCCGGCAGAGCCUUGUGGGAGAGGCCGUUUUGAAGGGCUCCACGGCGCAGGAAGGCAGCGGGGAGGGAAAGCCACGAAGGUACCCCAGGAGGAGGGGCUCCAAAGCCAGCCCAGGGUGCUCUGAGGAGGAAAGACCCACCCUGCGCCGGGAAGGCGACGAGAGCUUGAUCGAGAGCUCUGACCUGGAGGUCCAUGAGCAGUUUCACACCAGGGAGAAACCCUUCAAGUGUUUGGAGUGUGGGAAGUGCUUCAGGCAGAGUGCCCUCCUCCUUUCCCACCAGCGCAUCCACACUGGAGAACGUCCUUACACAUGUGGGAAAUGUGGGAAGAGCUUCAGUGACAGCUCUGCCCUGAGCAGACACCAGAAGAUCCACACUGAGAAACGGCCCUACAAGUGCUUGGAAUGUGGGAAGUGCUUCAGACAGAGCUCCAACCUCCUUGCCCAUCAGCACAUCCACACUGGAGAACGUCCAUACACAUGUGGGAAAUGUGGGAAGAGCUUCAGUGACAACUCCACCCUGAGCAGACACCAGAAGAUCCACACUGAGAAACGACCCUACAAGUGCUUGGAAUGUGGGAAGAGCUUCAGCGAGAGGUCAACCCUGAGACGACACCAGCAUAUCCACACUGGAGAGCGGCCCUACAAGUGUGGGAAAUGUGGGAAGAGCUUCAGCCGCAGCUCCCACCUGAUCAUCCACCAGAUCAUCCACACCGGGGAGCGACCCUUCAAGUGCUUGGAAUGUGGAAAAAGCUUCAGUGACAGCUCCUACCUCCUCACCCACCAGAAGAUCCACACUGGGGAACGACCUUACAAGUGUGAGGAAUGUGGGAAGAGCUUCAUAAAGAGCUCCAAUCUCCUCAGCCACCAGCGCAUCCACACUGGGGAACAGCCCUACAUGUGUGGGGAAUGUGGGAAGAGCUUCAGACAGAGUUCCCACCUGAUCCACCACCAGCAGAUCCAUACUGGGGAACGGCCCUAUCCAUGUGAAUGUGGGAAGAGCUUCAGCCGCAUUUCCAGCCUCCUCACCCACCAGCGGGUGCACAGUGGAGAGCGGCCCUACACGUGCUUGGAAUGCAGGAAGAGUUUUAGUGACAGCUCCACCCUCAUCCGCCACCAGAAGAUCCACACUGGGGAACGGCCCUACAAGUGUGGGGAAUGUGGGAAGAGCUUUCAGACCAGCUCGAAUCUCCUCAAGCAUCAGCGGACACACACAGGGGAGAGGCCCUUCCGCUGCACCGACUGCGGGAAGAGCUUCAACCAGAGCUCCCACCUCAUCAGGCACCGGCACAUCCACAGCGGGGAGAGGCCCUACAAGUGUGACGAGUGUGAAAAGAGCUUCUCCCACAGCUCUACCUUGACCAAACACCAACGGACCCACCAGUAAGAGAAGCAUUGCAAGUGCCCUGAUUGCAGGAAGAGCUUCGUCCGCUGCUCCAACUCCAUCAACCAUCAAAGGAGCCAUGCUGGGCACAGACCCGCUGACCCACAUUCCAGGUGAUCCAUGCUGGGCAGUGUAUUGGGUUUGCCAGGUUUUGGUAGCAGGGGGACUCCAGGGCUGGGUUCUGUGAGCAGCUGCCAGAAACUUCCCCUUCUCCAAUGCCUGUCCCGACCCCCGCUGAGGAAGAGGGUGACCCAGGUUCUUGUUAAUUGACCCCUUGGGGCAGAUUAGAGUUAAAGGACGGUGAAUGAUUGGUGGUUAUAACUAUAAAUAGUAGAGUUUAGUUUAGAAUACUUUGGUUGCCAUGUAAAGCAGGUUUGGAGCAGUUUUGGUUCCUGUCUAUAGUGAUAGAAAGCAUAAAAAUAACACUUAAGAAAAUGUAUAAGGGAAAAGAAAGAAUCAGAAUAGAAAGAUGCAGUCUCACCCUGAGGAUCCAGCACAGACUUGGUUGGUGCAAUUCCCACGUCCCUUGGUCCAAGUGAUGGUCGAGGUGUUUUACAGUUGGGGGUGGGGGAAGCCCCUGAAACACAGUGAGUUAAUACACGUUCAGGUUCAGCAACACCCAGGUUCCUCCCCUGGGAGCAGUUUUACACUGUCUGAUGUAACCCUGGGGAUCACGGGGCACUUUGGGGGUCCUUGAUGGUUUGAGGCCCCUUCUCACACAUCACCCUGCCUCUCCCAUCUGUGGUUGAGCCAGUUGUGGCCCCUGAGAAGGGAUGAAAACUUCCAGGCUCCAUGGGAAUGUCCCAGUCCUUCCCCAGGGGGAGUUUUCCCCCUGAGCCAGUUGUGUAAGGGAGGACAUUGCCCUGAUCCAAAGCACUGUCCCCGCUGGCAGGAUCUGCUUCUGAGGGGCCUCUUCCCUUCUCUGGCUCCAAACCCAGCCU